Messenger RNA from Acanthoscelides obtectus, 1222 nucleotides. Lineage: Eukaryota; Metazoa; Arthropoda; Insecta; Coleoptera; Chrysomelidae. The record is from the annotation of a GenBank genome assembly.
GUUUUCUCUAUAUCGUCCUACAAUAUUGAGUCGUUGAGUCUACUACGUAAAUACUAACAUAAAAGUUGUAGAAGAUACAAUUACUUCUUUGCAGAAUACUAUGAUAAAAGUAUUACACUUGAUUACUCACAAAAACAGUAAGAAAAUUGCAGUUACGGCACUAUACAGGCCACCAUCAACUAAUGCUAACGCUUUUGUGGAAGAUUUAGAAGUGUUCCUAAAAAAAAGUAGCAAACAUGUGGAUAUGCAUUUUUUGACGGGUGAUAUAAAUAUCAACAUUCUGGAACACUCUGAAACAUCUCAGAAUUAUUUAAAUCUUUUAUCCGAGCAUAACUUUAUCUCUACCAUUAACAACUUUACAAGAGUAGACUUAACGUCAAAAACAUGUAUUGAUCAUAUGUUCGUGAAAGGAAAGACGAUCAACUUUUGUCAACUUAUUCCCAUUAUAUACCAAAAUAGUAUAUCCGAUCACUUUUCUAUAAUUCUCAAGGUUAUUCUUGAUGAAAAACCAUCCUCAAGCACUCCUACAUAUAUACAAAAAAUUGAGGAGUCUAAAUUGGUUGCAUAUGUAUUGAACGAAGAUUGGAGCGCAGUGUACGGAUCAUCAAACGUAAAUGAAGCGACAGAUAAGUUUGCUAGUACGAUACAGUCCCACAUAGAGAAAAGCACCAUCAAAAUAAAACUUACUGAUAGGAAAAGGAAAUGCUGGAUAACAAAUGGUCUAUUAAGGUCGAUAAAUCAUAAAAAUGAACUUUUCCAACAAAUGUUAAACAAUCCAAACGAACAAACUAUAAAAAAAUUCAAAGACUACCGUAACAAAUUAGGUGAUUUGAUAAAACAAAGAAAAGCAGACUAUUAUAAUAAUUUUAUUGUAACCAACUCGAAUAACUCAAAGUCACUAUGGAAAUGUGUAAAAGAUGUAUCAUGUGUUUCCACCCGCGAUAAGAAUAUAGAAAGGAUAAUAACUAAAAAUCAAGUAGAAGUCAAUGAUAAAAAAAUAAUAGCCCAAGAGUUUGCUAAUUACUUCAACAAUGUUGGUAAGCGACUCGCAGAAAACAUCGCUCCAACGACCUCCUUUGUAAGCAACAAAAAACUUAAGAACUCAAUUUUCCUGGAAGAAACCAAUGAAGAAGAAGUGCUUCUGACUAUACUAGAUCUUAAAGAUACAGUAGCAUCGUCAUUGGAAAGCAUAUACGGCAAUUACUAUGACAAGAAUCCAUAA